AUGAAAACAUCGGGUACCACAACUUAUAAAAUUUCCACUAGUAGUAAUGGAAAUCCUCCCGAAGUAAAAACUUUUACUGUUUAUACCACCACUACCACUUACACUUCUAAUUCAAAUGAUCCAUUCUCUGAUUUGGAAAAAUUUAAAAAAGAAGUAGAAACAACAUUUUUUGAUAAUGAUGAUUUUAGAAAACAAUUUUGGAAUACAAAUUUUGAUAAUCAUUUCAAUGAUAAUAUUGAUUCUACGCAUCACGUUACAUAUGAAGAAUUACCUGAACAACCAGAGGAAUUACCUGAAGAGUAUACUUUAUACGCGAAACCUACUCAAGAAGUUAAAUAUGAACCUUGCCCUUAUAAUAAUCAUAAGAAAGCUCUCAUGAUAGGAAUUAAUUAUAAAGAUCCAUAUCGAUUAAACGCAAAUAUCAUUAGAGAGAUGAAAAAUUUUGUGAAAAAUGUUGAAAAAGGUGAUUCUGGACAUGGUGGACAACAAAUGGAUCCAGAUAAUGAUGAAGAUGAUGGAUACGAUGAAACCAUUAUGCCAUUAGAUUUUCAAACUAAUGGACAAAUUGUUGAUGAUGUAGAAAUGCAUCACAUGAUGGUAGAUCCUCUUCCUGCCGGAGUGGCACUUACAGCAAUUUUUGAUUCUUGUCAUUCGGGAACUGUACUUGAUCUACCUUAUAUUUAUUCUACUCAAGGACACGUAAAAAAACCAAAAAUUGUUGAAGGUGGAAAGAAGAAAAAUACUGCAGCUGGUGAAAGAAUUAGAAGAAAGAAUUUGGAGACAAAAUCUAGUCCAGCUGAAAUUAUUAUGUUCAGCGGGUGUAAAGAUGAUCAAACUUCAUCUGACGUGACUACCAAUGGAGUUUCCACUGGUGCUAUGUCACAUGCUUUUAUUAAAGCAUUGCAAGAAGGGGGUAAAAAUCAGACUUACAAAGAAUUAUUGAAUCGUCUUCGUGCUAUAUUACGUGAAAAAUAUUCGCAGCGACCUCAACUAAGCUCGUAA
Messenger RNA from Diversispora eburnea, 1002 nucleotides. NCBI's taxonomy places the organism in Eukaryota, Fungi, Glomeromycota, Glomeromycetes, Diversisporales, Diversisporaceae. The record is from the annotation of a GenBank genome assembly.